Messenger RNA from Coccinella septempunctata (seven-spotted ladybird), 654 nucleotides. Its product is annotated as zinc finger protein with KRAB and SCAN domains 2. The transcript is spliced from 3 exons. The coding region runs from base 10 to 654 and encodes 214 amino acids. NCBI's taxonomy places the organism in Eukaryota, Metazoa, Arthropoda, Insecta, Coleoptera, Coccinellidae. The record is from RefSeq and is a predicted model, not a curated record.
CAUUUUACGAUGAAUGAUUCAAUGAGCCAGAAUCCAAUCGAUGAUGAGGUAGAUGAUAUGGCAUCGACUAGUCUGAAUGACAAAACUAAUGAAUCUGACAAAAUACACUGGAGCACACCUCAGGUACGUCUACUAAUUCAGCUGUAUGACGACAAUAAAUUGAAAUUCCAAGAUAAAAAAACUAGAAACAAAAAAGUGUGGAAAACCAUUUCCGAUGAAAUAAACCAAAUGCCUGGAUAUAAAGUCACACCUGAGCAGUGCGAGAAUAAAUUUAAAAAUUUGAAAAAAACCUAUAAAAAAAUAUCUGAUAAUAACGGUAAAUCAGGAAGAGGCACAUUAUCCUGGCCAUUCUAUAAAGAACUGGAUGCCAUUUUUUGCAAAGAUCCAGAUGUGCAUCCAAUCUCGACCUGCAGCAAUCUGGAUGGACCUUCUACAUCUACUGCCCAUCCUGUAGAUGUAGAAGAAAAUAUAUCCAGAAUUCCAACUCCACAACAUAUAGAGACCAAUAGUCGUGGAGUGAAAAGGAAGAGGUCUUCUGCAGAGGAACCUGAAUGGUUCGCAAAAUUUAGAGAAGAUUGCCAAAAACGGCACGAGGAAAAAAUGGAAAAGCAGGACCACCUUCUCAAAAUUUUAGAAAAAUUGGUAGAAAAAUAA